GUUGUUCACAACCAUGUCGAGGUGACAUUGUCAACGUGGCAGUUAACUCGCUCGCUCGCACGCAUUUAGCCAUGCCUCUUUGCAUGGUCGCUUAGUCCGUGUUACAGAUUGUAUUCCCUUGUUUUCUUCUAGAUCUGAGAGAGAGAGAGAGAGGAGAGAGAGAGAGAGACAUGGGACUCGUCUCGGGGCUUGUUGACGCAGCCGUGGUGCUCUUCUCCGGCGUGUUGACAGUAGCGGUGCCGCUGAUCGAUGCCCAGGUGUGCCUCCCCGAGUGGCUGUACCCGGCGCCGCUGUUGGAGUUGAAGCGGUGGUACGGCGAGACAUAUGGCGACUACCUGAUGGCCGAGAAGCCCCACUUCUUCACCGGCCUCGUCUGGGUCGAGAUCGCCUUCCUCUGGCCACUUUCCCUCGCCAAUUUCUACGGCAUCCUCGCCCGCCGCCCUUGGGCCGCCACCACCUCCCUCAUGGCCGGCGUCUCCAUCGCCACCUCUAUGGCUGCUAUAAUGGCGGAGUUGCUAGGUUCUGGCAGAGCAUCUGACCAGCUGCUUCGAAUGUAUGUUCCUUUUGGGGUUUUUGCGCUUCUAGCUAUUUUGCGGGGACUCUUCUCUCGUGCUAAACCGCGACGCCCCACGGCUACAUCUCAUGUCCCUACAGCCAGGAAGAAGAGGGCAUAAUUAACCUGCUGGUGUGUUUCUCGUAUGGAUGAGAAUCCUGUUGGAUAUCUUCAUGCCUGAUCCUCUUUUGCAGUUGUUUUCCUUCUCAUGAUGCAACAACUUUUGCUGUUAGGUACUACCUUGAAAUCAGCUUUUGACUCCAAAGUUUUUCUACUAUUCAUUGUGUUUGCUCUGACUCGCACGUUGAUGAUUGAUUGAGUUGCAAUAGUUUGUUGAGGGCAUCAAUGAGUUUAAUAUCUAA
This is a messenger RNA of Musa acuminata AAA Group (dessert banana), 915 nucleotides long. RefSeq lists its product as uncharacterized. NCBI's taxonomy places the organism in Eukaryota, Viridiplantae, Streptophyta, Magnoliopsida, Zingiberales, Musaceae. Gene Ontology annotation, cellular component: endoplasmic reticulum. The record is from RefSeq and is a predicted model, not a curated record. Bases 171 to 674 code for a protein of 167 amino acids. The transcript has 2 exons.